AAACCCUCACAGCUUAGUAAUUCAUAUCUGACUUUCUUGAACUAAACCAGUCUUUAGUGCAAGAAUUUCAGCUUUCUUCUUUUCAAAUGGCAAACUCCAUACUAAGAUCAAUUGAUGGUCACAACCAAAGAAUUUUUCUUGCUCUCGGGUUACUUAGUCUUGCGGCCAUGAUGCGAAAUGCUGGUGCGUAUGAAUUCAAAGUUGGAGGUGUGAAUGGGUGGACGGUUACAAGUAAUCCUGACGAACAUAAUCAAUGGGCUCAAACAAGAAGAUUUCAGAAAGGAGAUAUUUUAUUGUUCGUCUAUAAACCGAGCCAAGACUCGGUACUUCAAGUAAACAAGCAAGACUAUGAUAAUUGCAACACAGGAUCUCCCAUUGCGAAGUUCGAAGAUGGUAACACAUCAUUUAAUCUUACUCAGUCCGGUCCUUUUUACUUUAUUAGUGGAAUAGAGCUCAACUGUCACAACAAUGAGAAGCUGACUGCCAUAGUCUUAUCGGAUAGAAGCAAAACACCACCACCUCCUCCACCUUCUUCUCCUCCUCCUCCUCCUCCCGCUGCAACUACCCCAUCUCCAGCUCCUGCUGGUGAGUUAUUUCCAUCUGAUCAAUCUCCUCCACCACCACCACCACGAAAUGGAGCUUCUUCGUCAUUUGUGAGCUUGACAAGUUCUAUCGGAGCUUUUGUUAUGGGUUCAUCACUUCUCUUAGUUCUUUAACUCAUCUAAAGGACUUGAAUCUAUAUCAUUAUUACGUAUAAAUAAGGGUUUGCAUGAGGAGUUGGAAUUUGAGUUUCUUUUAUCCACAUUGUUUUUGCUUUCCUCAAAUUUGAUCACUUUGUAGGAUUCGGCUGAGGUUUGAAAAGGGUGGAUUGUUUGUUUUCUUCAAUUUAUUUGUGAGAGAUUGAAAAAUAAAGUUUGAGUAAUUAUCUAUUACUAGUCUGUUUGUUGGCUAUGCAUAUUUUGUUUUACUGUUGAUCAUUGGCUAUGUACAUUCAACAUAGUGAAAAUAUAUAAAAGACUAUUUAUUUGUUUAUAAA
Molecule: messenger RNA, 1036 nt
Organism: Papaver somniferum (opium poppy)
Lineage: Eukaryota; Viridiplantae; Streptophyta; Magnoliopsida; Ranunculales; Papaveraceae
Product: early nodulin-like protein 1
Exons: 2
Coding region: 87-716 (209 amino acids)
Cellular component (GO): plasma membrane
Molecular function (GO): electron transfer activity
Source: RefSeq, a predicted model, not a curated record